Gregarina niphandrodes is the source of this 11637-nucleotide messenger RNA. Its product is annotated as phosphatidylinositol 3- and 4-kinase. Gene Ontology annotation, biological process: negative regulation of macroautophagy; TOR signaling. The transcript is spliced from 4 exons. The coding region runs from base 1 to 11637 and encodes 3878 amino acids. NCBI's taxonomy places the organism in Eukaryota, Apicomplexa, Conoidasida, Eugregarinorida, Gregarinidae. The record is from RefSeq and is a predicted model, not a curated record. Gene Ontology annotation, molecular function: protein binding; protein serine/threonine kinase activity. Gene Ontology annotation, cellular component: TORC1 complex; nucleus; TORC2 complex.
AUGAAAGGGGGAUUGCGGAUCUCGCUGGCCUGGAUUGGCGGGGGUCGGGUGGACAAGUUUGCCAAAUGUGUGUUGAUAUUAUUGGCGGAUGUGGCGAAGGAGGAAAGCGAGCAGUCUAGUCCGCGGUUAAGUUCGACGACAAAUGCGCUGCACUAUAUUUCGAAGGUCUUUAAACGUCGACGUUCGGUAGGUCGUCCGGCUCUCCUUUCGGAGACGCCGCGGCGGCCAAGCCUGGACCAGUCUUCUGUAUGUUGCGGGGGUCGGCCAGCGGGUAGCUGGUUCGACGCGCUUGUGGAGCACCCCCCAUUGGAGCAGGUUCUCCGGUUGCAAAUGGACGCUGUCCCGCAGACGGCGACGCAGGUCUUUUUGCACUGUGUCUUCGCCACGCUCCUUUGGUACCUGCAGACCGCUGGUUCAAUUCCCGGGUCGGAGCGGGAGGCGUCCGCUUCCAAGCCCGAACUCGACUUGUAUCGGGGACCCAGGACCCAAAGCCGACCGCAGACACCGGGACCGGGCCUACGCGGGCGGCCACCGGAAGAACUGGGUGGCGACAAAACGGUUUUGAAGAACUGCGCGCUACAGAGCCAGAGUCUGAUUGCGCUAACGAACCACGUGCUGCACGUCUUCUCGCUGUUACAGGCGUCGGUCAUUAUGGAGGUACUCAACGAAUUCUCGCCACCCGGGGUGGGAGGUGGUUGGCGUCUAUGGCGCGGUUCGGAAAGACGUGAAGAGGCUUCGGUGACCGAGGAAGAGGACCAAUGUUCCGAUCAGUUGGCUCACAUCCAGGCCUUGCAUACGUACUACGCGUUCCGUGCGGCGUCAUUGGUGCCUGAUGUGGUGGUGACUGGUUUAGUGCCAGCGAUUGCGGGCACCUAUGUGAUACCGGACCCUAGUUGGAACGACUUGAUUUGGAUAAACUGGUUGGUUGUAUUCCAGAGGUACUGCCGCAAGUUGGAGCCUGUGGCGGGCCCUGGUGGUAUUGAGGCGCCCUCUGUGCUAGUGCGUGAAGUGCAUCGUAGUGUGUAUCGCACGUGUCUGCAGAUCGUUGCACACGUGGAGUCCCUAUUACUGAAGGCGGCUUCGGCGGCGGAAGGGCUGGCGGUGGCUCCGGAUGACCUGAGUAUGGCGCAGACGUUGCGAAAUCUCAACACAGUACAGCACCUGUCGUUGCUGGCCGCGGGGUGUCGGAUGCUGGCGGGACACGGGGUCCGGAAUACUACUAGUGCGCCGGCUCGUGCGUUGCAGGCCGAGGCGACGGCGUGGGCGGUGGAGGUGGCGGACGCCUUUGUGCACGUCGUGCCGGUAUUAAUUCGAGAACAAGGUACUCCGCGCGUCUUAAUGCAAUCAAUUGGGUGUUUGGAAGUCGUGUUUACGGCUUUAGGGAGUCAGUUGCCAUUGCACCGUUGCGCGUUGUUGUUUCGCAAGUGGGGAGCCAUCCUCUGGGGCCUGUUAUACCCCCGUUUAGUGGCCCUGGAACCGCAUCGCAUCCCCUCAGGUACGGUCCAUGACUUCAUGCUUUGUCGAGGAGUCGUCGCAUAUUCCGGCGCCGCUCGAGUCCUCAACUUCCUCCUCACCUUCACUGUCACACCCUGCGAUUCAGACACGGCUCUCCAACCGUUCGCCAUCGUCAACGAUACCGUCCCGAACGACCCCGAGUGCAGCGCCGGCGAAGGCACACAGCCCUUCUCCGACGCAUUGAUUUGUGCCGGUAUCGCACGAGCCUUCGCGGUCAUAAAACCCAGCGCGUUCUACCCCUUCCGCCAAAUGUCCUGCCUCUACGAGGCCUCGCGUCUCCUCUCCACUCUCCUCAUGACCAAAUACUCCAAACUUCGACCAUAUACACGCACGCCCACUCUCUCCGUCACACGCUCGGACCACGACACCCCCUACGGAAACGCGCCUCAAGGGGCAGCCCCUCCAGGAGCAGCCCCUGGAGGAGCAACCCCUGCAGGAUCAACUUCUCAAAGAGCAACUUCUCAACUCGCACAUACGCCGAGCACCUGCUGCUCGCCUAACUGGACUGCACCGAGCGGCUACAGGUGUGGCAGCUACGGCGGCGGAAGUGGUUACAGUCCCGGCGGUGGUUACAGUCCCGACAAAAAGGUUAGCGGCCCGGGUGGUACGGUGGUGUCAUGGUUAACUUACUUGUACUCGGUGCAGGUGGGUCUGAUUCGGGAGAUGUUGUUUGCACCGAACAAGUCUCUGUACUUCCGGUUGGUUCCGCAAUUAUUUGACGAGGUUUCUCUGUUAUUACCAGUAGUGUUUGAGGCUCAUUAUCUAAGCCCGCUGGACGUAAAGAACUUGCUGUCUACGUUGAAGGGUGCCUUAGCCUAUGGUGAUUCGGACACGUUCGAACUACACAGUGGCAAAUGUAACCUGUCCAACUGGGCCCGUCACCAAGCUGUGUGUGUCAACUGCAGCAAUAAAGAAAGGAACAUACUCUCCGUGCGGCAAAUCGAAAUUCGCAAUACACACCACCACAACGACCUCAUCUGUGACUGCGGACUCUGGCUACAUCGCCUUCGCCGAGCUGCACUUAAUGUGCUAAACGUCGCACGACAACACGAACAACUUAAUGCGAGAGACCCCGAAGUCGCAGACCUCGUCCGCAACGUCGUACAAAUGACCAUCGGUACCGCACUUAACAUUGACGCCCUCACCUACCAAUCUGUCGUGCAUCUUGCUGCUCACUUCAAAAAUAAAUCCAUAUCUAGACUCAUCUAUGAACGCAGCGUUAUUCAACUCACCAACGCAAUACGACUCUACAGACAUCACGUAAAAACCGUGUCCACGUUCCACUGUGGCCAGUACGCGACCGCAUUGUCCUGUAUUCGUAUGCAUGGUAAUUCCGUACCGGAUAACAGUUUGCGUCGUAACGAGUGGUUAUCAGCGUCAAUGCCGCAGUUACGGGAGGACCGUUUUGUCUUCAGUUUGGAAGGUGAGGAGAGUCUGUUGUUACAAUCUCUCGCUGGCUUGGCGAUCGUUGCUAUCGCCAUUCCAGAUGAGUGGGAUAACGUGACCAUUUCGACGUGUUUCCAGAUCGGCAGUAGCCACAAAAAUCCCGUCACAAGAUGCCAGGGUUUAUUGACCUUUUUGGCGUUACAAAAGCACUUGCGAUUAAGCACGGAUCGUCAGUCAUUGGUGCGCUAUUGCGCAAUCGUCGAACAUAUGAUCGACACCGCUCUCAAUGACCGAUCCGAAUUUGUUCGACAAGGCUUCACCACACUCUUUCGGAGGUCAAGUUUCGCCAUGAACUCCGGCUUGAUGCCCACCUAUGAGAUGUUCAAGGUCAUCUUCCACAACGAAAAGGAGCUAAUUGGAGGCAACUUUCUAGGAUUUGAUCCACCAGUGGGAGGCAACAACCGGUUUGGCAAACACUCAAUGGGAAACCAUUCAAUAGGAAACCAUUCAAUGGGCAAGCAGUUCGGGAACCCAAUCGACGACCAGGUGGGCGGCAUCCAGGCGCUUCCGGGCAACACCACAGGUUCGGCUAUGGCUCACCCGGGCACCAUUGCAAUCGGUGCUAUUACUGGAGGCACAGUUAGCGGCGGUGUUUUGGGCGCUAGUGGCGGCAUUAUGGGUGGCGGCAUUAUGGGUGGCGGCAUUAUGGGUGGCGGCAUUAUGGGUGGGAAGAAGGUGAUCGACAUCGACAUGUCAGGUUGGCAUCAGUUCGAGAUUCCGAUCAUAACGCAGGUACAGGCACCUUCGCGACGGAUUGUGACGAUUCUGGUGGAGAUAAUCCGUGGCUUACAGUUGGCUCGAUCGUUGCCAUCGGAUCACCGGAAGCAGAUUCAUCAGCACCACUGCAAGUUGAUUCAGAUCUUUAUUUGCUUAUUAGUGACGAACAGUAAGCAGAUAAGUCGGACGGUAAUGACAUUGCUAUUGGCCAUGAUAAAUCACGUGAUGCGGUUGUUGUUACGAGUAGAUCGGCAGGAGUCGGAUCUGACAUCGUUCGGUAUCCUGUUAGCUGAUGCACACCGAUAUGCCUACGCGGACGAAAAUCGCGAGUUGGACGCUUUUACGUUGAGGAUGCAACGUACUUGUCCAGAGCUGGGUAUCUUGUUGACAGAGUUGUCGCCAGUGCCAUGUGAGGGCAUCUGCGGGCAGCCGGCGACUUGCUCUAUCGUCGGAGGAUGUAACAUUAAGCCGUCAACGACCGACUAUCAUUCAGCCGAGUUAGACUUCCUGUACUGGUUAUUACGAGCGGCGCGUGCCAUGCUCAACGUGACGGAUCGCCGAUUCAUGACCAAGCCGUGCUGCCCCACCUUUGGUGACUGUUACGCCCGAUUACGUCAGAACCGCAUGUUGUUUGGCCGACGAUGUUCUCUGCUCCGACUCACCACGAGUGGCUAUGGCACCAGCGGCUACGGCGCAGCAGAUGAUACUGCUGGACUGAUCCGCGAAGCCAGCUACAGCACCAAUCCACUCCAACGUAGCCUGACCAGCGGUGAACCGAAAGGAGUCCGGAGUCAUGACCAACAUUGCAAUGGUGAUGACUUCACCGGCUGGAUCUGGGACCGGCUGCUGUCCGAAACCGUGACCCUCGGUAUCUCCCACCUGGCUCAAAGUCACCACCGACUUAGCUCGGUAGCUGCACUUCGACAUACAGCAACAGCAAGCAGUCGUGCAGUCGGGGAACUCAGCAUCAUGACCAAGGCAUGCAAGCUCCUCAUCGCCAUCCUGGACCAUCUCGACGACUGGUCUGACCUCUUCCUCCUAGACUCUUUCGACAUUCUACAAAAGGGACUUGUGCAGCUGCUCAUGACCGCGCUGUGUGUAGUCGAGCGACUAAAAACUGGCUACUCCAAACCCACCUUUGACAGCCCAAGCGACGCAGACUCCGGCAAACACAACGUGUACGGUGACAGUGGCAACGGUUUAUAUGGUAACGGUCAAUCCCAUAGUGGUCGAUCUCUCAGUGGGCACUGGGUUGACGGCGUCGGCACGGUGUUUCCGUCUGCAGCGAAGUUCGUCGCCCCGCCCUUCAAUGGGUACCAGCACGGAGAAGGAACCGCUUCGGGGUGCUUCGGUGAAGAUUUGUUGGUGCUCCCAGUGAUAAAGUCGCGAUACCGCGAUUUGAAUGCCACUUUGGGGGAGACUUUGCGGACUUCGAUUGAGACAUUGAACGUGAUUGUGUGUCGACUCAUCGGCCACUUGGGUGUGCGGAUGAAGGCCGAGUCCAUGGACGCGGCAACCCCCGACUGUUUCGACAACCGUGCAGAGUUCCUGCUGGACGCAGAGCGCCAAGCGAAUGUGACGACACAGCCUUUCCGUGACGGACUACGUGGUGACAAGUUUGUGUAUCGCACUUUACACACACUUGCCUACUGUUUGUUCGUGACCAAGCAUGUGUCUACGGACUCUACGGUGCUGCACAAGCAGUUGCUCAAGGCUUUCAACAUCAUUGUGGACGAUAUCUCGAUUGAGAUCCAGAGCUGUGACAACUGGGACGAGCUGGCGAUCCUUAAGCCGGCAGCGACUGUGACGUUUUGGGGUGCGCUAUUCAUGUUAGAACGAUUGUGGCUGAGCCGCACGGACAUGAAGAUCCGGGCGAUCCGGUACACGCGUCAACUCAAUGCCUUCUGGGAGCCGUCGCUAUACCAAGACGUUUCUUUAUGUGACAAGUUGAUUAUUACGCACGACACAAAGGAGCCCGUCGGUUGUCUGCCCCUCGGCCUCUGCUGGUUCGGGCGAGAAAACAUUACCGCCUGCACGGCCGGUCUCGAGGAGGUAGUCUCCGCCCUUGAGGACCGCGCGGGGGAGAUUGGUUGUGAUAUUUCGACCUGCGCACGUGGCUGCACACACGCGUGCGAACAUCGAUACUCGGAUGGCGCGCAAGAGAACGGACCGGCAGCAGCGGAGAAGCCGUAUACUCACGACGAUGAACUACGACCUACUGAUGUGGGUACACGCUCGGAUGGAGUCCGUUCAGAAGUCGGUCGUCGCCUUGGGCGUCGAUUCACAGAACCGGAUUGCGGGGUACUGACGGUGAAUGAGUCAAGCGGCGAAGAGCUAGGGGAGGCAGCAGCUACAUUGUGGUCAAGCGACAUGGCGUUGAUUUUGAAAGAAAUCAACGUGGACGUGCAGUACUUGACCUGUGCCCAACCGGUUGUUCGUGGACGGGACUAUCAAGUAGGAAAUAACCCGAUGUCUACUCUCGUCACACGUCUGUUAAUAAUCCUGUAUCGCAUGAUGAAGGAGAAGGCUGUGGACGGUCGCUACAUCCCUGGCCAGGUGGAAUGUCACGAGAUCCAUUACCAGAUCGUCCAGCUUAUGGCCACGAUUUUCGAAGCACUCGCCGUCUUCAGGGUGCAAGACGAUCAGUUCGUUUACCCGCUGUCCAGCAUCCUGAGCAUUGCUGACCAGGGACUCUUUCUAGGUAUUUGCAGACGUGUGCGCCACCUCGUUUUCUGCUCCGUCCUAAGUCCUAGCGGGUUCGUUCUCCUUCAGAACCAACUUGAGCCAUACUUACGUGAGUGUCUAGCGGUGGAAAAGAGAUUAGAAGGACUCAUCAAGACCCACUGCGAAAGCGGCCUGAGUAACUUGUCGACUCGAUCGGACCCAACCCGGUGGGAUCCAACUCGAUCCGACCCGGCUCGGUCUGACCCCUGUCGGUCUGACCCCCAUCGAUCUGAUGGGGAAGGCAGUGUUUCGGAACAGUUGGAAAUUGAGGAGAAUGACUUGCAGGCGGUGGCGUGCCUGACAAUUUUUUUGGAUGUUCGAGAUGCGUUUGCGAGACGAAAAAAUAAGUUUAGUGUAUACCGCUACGGUGCGAAGUUGACGGAGGAAUUGGACGAGUUAGUUCAAUCAUCAGCGUUUAGGUAUUUGGUGUCCUUAUUGUUCGAAGAAUUGAAACUAGAGUUCCAGGAGAAAGAGAGUGCGCGCGCGGCAGCGCAAACACGUGUGUGGUCGGAAAGGAAAGCGGCGGCCGAGGUGGAUUAUUUGGAGUUAAACUUAGAAGGUAGACAGCAGCAGACAUUGGCCGAUUGGUUGCAAUGGUUCCAUGACUGGCUGAUAUCGAUUUGUCGGAGCACGAAAAGUAGUAGUGCUCGACAAUUGAUUUUAGUUUCAGAUAUGGUACCGAUCGAGAAUAGUGAUUUACCCCCAUAUUUAUCACGACUGAAUCUAAAUCACGUGGUGCACGCGUUAGCACCGAUUUUGAUAUUGACAUUAUGGCAGUCGAUCGAUGGUCAUUUGGCUCGACGUAGAUUUGCUCGUUUAUUGGAGACGUUAUGUUCUUGUGCACCGCCCGAGAUUAAGAGUGUAGUUAUGUCAUCUAUAGAGCUGGUUGUGCACUUCGAUUUGACUCGGAGUAUCUUCAAUUUCGGGUAUCUGGCAGAAGCGGCGGAGAAUAUCGGACGUUUGCAUGCUGCCGUGUUCUUUAAGGAAGUAGAACUUAGCAACCUGCCCGCACAUGCGGCUAUGCCUCGCAUAGCGGCGAUUCGAAAGCUAGCAAGGCUCGGUGGUGCUCUCACUCAAGUGUCAUAUACUCGCGGACUCACUCUGACCCUUAACAACUUGAUGAGUGUGCGCAAAGACGCCGAUUUCGGCGGCAGCAGCGGCCAGCAGGAGUGCCAACUUAUGAAGGAUUGCCAAGAGUGGGAGAAGGCGGCCCAAAUGUACUCCAGCCAACGCGUCCGAGGCGGCGACGGUCUGGCCGACCUCGAGAACGUAACGCGACUCAACCACUACAUGCGCUGUCUAUGCGAAGCGCAGAACUGGAUCCAAAUCGUCGACGGCGUCGACAGUGAUCUCUGGCGCGCCAUUGGCAGCAACAUGAGCGCCUUCAUGUACUCCUCUUGCGGCGCGCCCCACCAGGGGCUGCUCCAUCCCAAUCUACUGCAGCAACCCGGUCUGUUGCAGCAGCCAAGUGCGGGUAUCUUACAGGGAGGUGUGUUACAGGGAAAUGGACUGCCGGCAAGUGGACUACCAUUGUGGCAGAGUCCGGGUAAACAAAGUUCGCUGCAACGCGCGUUGCGGAGUCCUGCGCAGGGUGGUGGCGGGAGUAGGAAUCGGCGGGUAGGUUAUCCGGUGGUGAUUGGCGCGUCUCCGUACACGCGACGGUCGCGCGAGCCCCACGUGCCGGCUGAAGUGCAGAAGACAUUGCCCCUGAAGGCCUCGCUGGACAGCUACUGCGGCGGUCCGGGGCGGCAUGAGCCGCUGCAGUUUGCGGAGCACACACGUUCGAUUUUGCGUAUCCGAUGUCUCGCGGCGCUUCAUUUGCACCAGUGGGAGAGUCUACAGCACUUUGCCGAAGGCUUCUGCGCGGCGCAGCGGCUCUGCGGCUCGUUGGGUCGCGGCACCGCUCUCUGGAGUUGCAGUACGGCUGCGGAAGAAGAGGAAACGACGUUACGGAACGAGUGCGAGUUCUUUAAAAUUAUCAGUUGCUACCGCCAGCGUGAGUUCCGGCGGGCAAGUUCGUUAAUUAGCCAGAUGUGUCAGAGCACGGCACAUCAACUGGGGGUACUGGCCAAUGGUCUUAAUAACACAGUGGAGAACGCGACGUUGCUUUUCAUCAGAUGUCAGCAGUUAGAUGAGCUGGCGGAAAUGAUUGACUAUCAAGAGGACGAGUCCCUCAUCUACCGUUCCUGGAGCAAGCGGGACAUGGUCUCGGCCUGGGCCCCGAGUGUGGCUGAGGCGAUCGUGGCCGUGCGCAACGUGGUGGGCGUUAGCCAUCAGUCCACAGCGCACUGGUUGCAGACGCUGCGGCACGUGCGGACGACAUUGUCGCCUAACACGCAAAAAACGACUACGCUCUCGUUGCUUACGCAGCAACGCGAGAUCAACGCGGACCUUCUGACGGAGUUCCUGGACAUCAUGGUCGGAUGCGGCGGGCCGGACGCCCUACUCGGUGUCCGGGGCAUUUACGAUGUUAUGAACCAGUUCCUGAGAUACAAUUCGCACACUGCCCCCGUUUCGCCCACAAACAGACAACUGCUCGGCAUGAUCCAUCACCUUAUCUUGCCCGUGUGUCUCGACCGCACGGCGGACCCACACCGUGGAACUGAGAGUGUGCUCAACCCACCGCGCGUCGAAUAUCGUUCACCCCGUUCUCUAAAUCCACAUUGCUGGCUCACGCAAGAGAACCUAGAAAAGAAUUUGGUAAUCAACGACGCGAACUUCAACAGCUCGCUAGUCAAGGUCGUCAAGAGCCACCUCAAACAGUUCACCAUGAUCUCCACCACCGCCGGCAGUCUGCUUAGUUCACGCCGCUCCGACGACUCACUCAUCAUCCGACCCAAUCAUCAUGGCCAGUACGGUUUGCUGGCCGCUCUCGCAUGGGCCCUGCGAGUCAUUGACGCGCAUGACGCCGAACUCUGGCAGCUGUAUGCUACCGUCAACUUCUGCAUCGUGCGCAGCCAAAGCAAGUUCCGUCUGGCGCAACUCGAACAUGACCACGAUGUCGACCACGACUUGGAACUGCCCGUCGUCCCCGACACGGACUGCCCGCUGUGCCAAGUCAUGAAGGUCGGCAUCGAGCAAGAAAAGUUCGGCCACCUCCUAGUGUCUGCCGCUGCGGUGCCGGUAGUUGGCACUGCUGCGACACCGUCGGGAGGAGGAGUCGCCGCCACCGCGGCCGACUCUUCGGCGACCAGUUCCUGCUUCGCCAUCACGGACGCGCGAUUACUGCACUGCGCAUGUGAAGCCAUCAAGGGCUUCACUAACUGCGUGAAGCUUUCUACCUCGGAAUCUUGUCGCGGGAAAUGGAUGUGGAAUACCCUUUAUAUCAUCUUCAUAUGGUUCGCGGCAACUGAAAAUUUACAGAUCAACGACUUGGUGCAGCAGCUAAGCCAGUUUACUUCGCCGGAAAGUUGGUUCACGCUGUUACCACAACUGUUAUCCCGCUUUUCGCGAACACGGCCGGUCAUGGCUGCCACAGUGCGCCGACUUCUCACGAUCCUCAGCCACCACGAUCCGAACCGGUUGAUAUUUCCCUUGACCGUUUCAGCAAACAACGUGAACGCGGACUUGGCAGAGCCAGCGCGUGACGUGCUCACGGAGCUGGCCAUAUGUCACCGUCAGCUUAGCGUGGACUGCCGGAACUUUAUCGACAGUUCGAAAAAGGUGGCCGUGCUAUUCUGCGAAGCUUUUCUUUACGGUAUCGAAGUCGUGACCAAAGCGUUGAACGAAGACGGGCCGGACGCAGCCGUGCAGCAGCUUAAGGAAUUGUUGUUGGACAUUGACAAGCGCGCUACACCCUCGACGAUCGCACAUUACAGUGCCCAACUCGUCUACAUCAAACAUUACCUACAAGAAUGGACGGCGAACCCUCAGUCACGGGAUUGGUUGAUGCUGAAGAAGCACAUUUCCUCGUUGUACCGUCUACUACGGAAUCGAUGUCCUGAUCAGAUCCAGAUUACCGAAGUUGCGCCUGAACUGGUACAGAAGGUUGACUGGACUAUCUCUGUACCCGGCAAAGAUACACGCAUGUUCGGGGUGCUCCCAGAAGCGACCAUAUUUAAGACUAAGCGACGACCAAAGAAGAUACGAAUUCUUGGUGUCGAUGGUUGUUUCUACGUGUAUCUACUGAAGGCACACGAAGAUCUGCGUCAAGAUCAACGUGCCUUGCAGCUGCUUUCGUUAUUCAAUGAACUUGCGACCGACUGUGAUGAGACGGUAAAGCGCUACGUCUCGCCUUUCGCCAGUAUGGCGGCAGCCGCGGUACAGGAUUUUGGAGAAGGCGACCCUGGCACGACGAUUCCCACAAUCGAAGAGCCAAGUCCUGAGCUUCUAACAUACUCCGUCGUCCCACUGCCAGAGCAUAUGGGUUUCGUAUCCUGGCUCAAGAAUACAGAUACCAUCCAUGAACUGAUCUGCCAGUACCGGCGCAACCUGGACAGCACCAAAGACCCUGCACACGAAAUGCGUCUCUCCAACUCCAUUACCAAACACUUCGAAAACCUGCCCUUUAACGCCCGUCUCAAUGUACUGAAAACCGUAUACGAUGAGACAGGAGCUGAAGACUUGCGAGAGAUGCUAUUGGGACAGAGUACACACGCCGAUACCAAUAUCGGAUCCAUGCUUGAACGAUGGCUCAAACGCCGCGCAAAUUAUAGCCGCUCACUCGCCGCUAUGUCCUGCUACGGGUACAUUCUCGGACUUGGUGAUCGUCAUUGCUCCAAUAUCAUGAUCGAUAGGGACACUGGCCUCGUCGUCCACAUCGACUUCGGAGAUUGCUUCGAGAGCGCCAUGCUUCGAAAACGAUUCCCCGAACGAGUACCCUUCCGACUCACCCGCAUGCUCCUCAAGGCACUCGGACCCACAGGCCAUCGCGGCAUCUUUCAGGCCUCCGCCGUCCGCAGAACCGAGCUAGUCCGACAGCACCAGGAACUCUUGUAUUCCAUUCUUGACACCAUCGUCUUCGACCCACUCACAUCCUGGAACGCACUUCUCCGACAAAUGCAUGAAAUUAGGUGUCUAGCCCGUCUACCUAGAGAAAGCGAUCAAGUGAAAACAGAGUCUUCUGACCUCGUACUGUGCGCCCUCUACAUCCUUGAAAGGUGCAAGGCCAAAAUAGCUGGAACAGAAAGAGGGAGUGUUCAGACUGUAGAAGAGCAAGUGGAGCGGUUAAUUGGAGAAGCAACAGAUCCUGCGAAUCUAUGCCGAGCGUAUAUUGGCUGGAACCCUUUCUGGUGA